AUGUCUCUAAAACGCAUCGCCCAAGAAUAUACAAACCUACAAAGCGAUCCUCUGGAGGCAUGCUCGGCGGCUCCUGCCAACGACGACAACCUGCAACAAUGGAACGCCAUGAUCACUGGUCCUCAGGAUACUCCAUACGCUCAAGGAACAUUCAGAGUCAACAUCCACUUUCCAGAUAAUUAUCCUCGUAGUGCUCCUCAUGUCAAUUUCUCCACCCUCACCUUCCAUCCCAAUAUCUCGGUGCAAGGAGAGGUGCGACUUGCAGAGCUAGAGGAACUACAGUGGUCUCCUGCUUUUACUGUUCGGACUGUUCUUAUUUCUCUUCAGGCUAUGCUAUCGGAUCCGAAUACUUCAGGAGGUUGUGUCUUAAACGAGGAGGCUGCGAAGCUAUAUCUAGAAGACCAUUCAGAAUUCGAGGAGAAAGCACGUCAGUGGACGAUGUCUUAUGCUAACGCAAAAGAGAAGGAGUCCCAUAGAGGCGUUGAUGUUUAG
Aureobasidium melanogenum CBS 110374 is the source of this 492-nucleotide messenger RNA. RefSeq names its product ubiquitin-conjugating enzyme E2. NCBI's taxonomy places the organism in Eukaryota, Fungi, Ascomycota, Dothideomycetes, Dothideales, Saccotheciaceae. The record is from RefSeq and is a predicted model, not a curated record. Bases 1 to 492 code for a protein of 163 amino acids. The transcript has a single exon.